AUGCGACCUAACAAACCCUCAUAAGAUGCCUUUGAUGAAGUGCAAGGAUCCUAUUCAAUGGACGAUCAAUUUAAUGUAUAAGAAGGGUAUAGAAAUUCAUAUGAUGAAAUUCCGGCAAAUUAACUUAGUGGAGAUGAAGCAUUAGAAAAGAGUUUUAUGCAAUCAACAGGUCAAUCAUCUAUAUGGCAAAAAAAGGCAUAAAAAACUUCGAUUCCAAUGACAUCUGUAAUUGUAAUGAAGAGUAUGGUUGGAGUGGGAAUUCUAGGAAUACCUUAUGUAGCAUCAAAUUUUGGGGCUAUUCUAACAAUAAUAAUUUUGAUGAUCAUCUUUUGUUUGGGAAUCCUAUCAUCGAGUCUAUUGUUAAAAUCUAAGAAUCUUUCAAAAAGAAGUAAUUUUUCAACAAUCGGGUUUUAUAUCUUUAAGCAUAAAUGGAUUAUUAUAGUAGUGAAUGUAAUGAUAAUAUUAUCAAAUUUGGGAGUAUGUUUAAGCGAAUUAAUUAUUUUUGGAGACACAGCAAGCAAUCUUAUAAAUUAUUUUACUGAUAGAACUACAGAUGAUCAACCAUUCUAUCUGAAAAGACCAGUUUUUCUAACAGUAAUAAGUAUAUUAUUGCUUCCUUUUCUACUUGUUAAAUCUAUUGAGAAGUUGAGAUUUGUAAGUUUAUUUGCUAUUCUAUCAAUCAGUUCAUUUUCAUGUCUGGUAGUCUAUAAUUUUUUCAGAAUUGAUUAAACUAAUAGUGAAUUCUCAUGGUGGAUUCCUGAUAAUUUCAAUAUUAAGAGAGCUUUAGCAUCUAUGCCAACUUUGAUAUUAGCAUUUAAUUGGCAAUUUAAUCUAUUUCCAAUUUAUAAAGGGAUGGCAUAACCAACUGAUUAGAAUUUAGUCACAUCAACAAUUCUUGGAUUUUGUUAGGGAUCUUUCCUAUAUUUGAUAGUAGGAUUGCUAGGAUAUGCAACUUAUGGAACAAAUAUUCAACCAAACUUUUUAUUAAGUAUUGAUGAAGAGGACGUUGGCGCAACUUUAUUUGUUAUUUUGAAUUUAACCUUUGUGUUUUCUACAACUCUUACAUUGCCGGUGAUAUUUUUUGGAGGAAGAAACAAUUUUAUUUAAAUGAUCAAACAAUUCACAGAAAAUAAAAAAGUGAACAUUUCGGCCAAAAAGAAACUAUUAGAUAACUAAUAAACUGAGUAGUAUUACAAAGAUUUGUUGUAAUUCAAAAAGAAAUCUUAAGCUAUUCGAUUUUAUGGGAUCAGUAUUGGAUUGUUUAUUUUAUUGGCUAUUGGAGCAGUUUUCAUAAAAAAUUUAGGAACUGUCUACAAUUUAUUAGGAUCCGUAGCAUGCAAUGCAAUUUAAUUAGGACUACCUACAUUAUUCUAUGUAUUUUUGGUAAAACAAGUGAAGAAAAUGAAAUUUCGAAGUUAUUCAAAUAAAUUAUUUUAUGUUUUUGUGUGUGUUCUUUUAGGUGUAAGCAUAAUUUUAACAUUCUUAUGUGUGACCUGUGAAUUUAUUUAACCAGAAAAAGAGGUUGCUGAUGAUUGA
This is a messenger RNA of Paramecium tetraurelia, 1536 nucleotides long. RefSeq lists its product as uncharacterized. The record is from RefSeq and is a predicted model, not a curated record. Gene Ontology annotation, molecular function: amino acid transmembrane transporter activity. Gene Ontology annotation, biological process: amino acid transmembrane transport. Lineage: Eukaryota; Ciliophora; Oligohymenophorea; Peniculida; Parameciidae. The transcript is spliced from 6 exons.